CUUUCUGCUUUCCUGAAUCCAGCAGAGGACCAGAGCCAGCAAGAAGAAAGGGGGUGGAAGAAAACACUGGAAGAGGACUGAACAUUUGCACUGGUGCUCUGAGCUGCUUUGGUGGUGAAAGGAACUUGCUGAGCCAGAAAGAUGCGUGAGUAUACAGAAAAGAAGGAAACAUGUGGGACCAUCUGUCUCAAGUACCUGCUCUUCAUCUUCAACUUCUUUUUCUGGCUGGCUGGUGGAGCCGUGAUGGCAGUGGGCACCUGGACCCUAGCUGAGAAGAGUGACUACAUCAGCCUGCUCUCUUCCAGCACAUAUUCAGCAACUGCUUAUAUUCUGGUGGUGGCUGGGGUGGUUGUCAUGGUUACUGGCAUCCUUGGGUGCUGUGCCACCCUCAAAGAGCGUCGGAAUUUGCUAAGAGUGUACUUCAUACUGUUGCUGUGCAUCUUUCUCCUGGAGAUCAUUGCUGGAAUCCUGGCCUAUAUCUACUACCAGCAGCUGAGCAUGGAGCUGAAGCAAAAUUUGAAGAACACCAUGACUCAGAAGUACCGGAAGGAGGGAGAAGAGAGUGUUACCAGCGCAGUAGACAAACUGCAGCAGGAGUUCAGGUGCUGUGGGAGCAACAACUACACAGACUGGGCUGACAGCCUGUGGAUCAAAUCUCCAGAGGCCAAUGGACGGAAAGUCCCAGACAGCUGCUGUAAGACAAUAACUGACCUGUGUGGCCGAAGAGACCAUCCUUCCAACAUCUACAAGGAGAGCGGUUGCAUUACCAAGCUGGAAAACUUCAUUCAAGAGCAUCUGAAAAUUAUCGGGGCAGUGGGGAUCAGCAUUGCUUGCGUGCAGAUCUUUGGGAUGAUUUUCACCUGCUGCUUGUACAAGAGUUUAAAGCCAGAACCAUACUAAUAGUUGCGGGAACUCUGUCGCUCCCCCUCUGCCACUUCCCUUAGCGCCUGCCAACCUGACCACUCUCCACCACCACCACAGAAGUGUCUGUAACCUGAGGACUUGGCUCUGUAAUUAAAUGCCUCUCAAGCCAUGCACCGCCUUACCUGCCCCUUUGGGGGAAAGUCACCCUCCUUGUUAUGUACAAGGCAG
Messenger RNA from Pelecanus crispus (Dalmatian pelican), 1092 nucleotides. NCBI's taxonomy places the organism in Eukaryota, Metazoa, Chordata, Aves, Pelecaniformes, Pelecanidae. The record is from RefSeq and is a predicted model, not a curated record.